Molecule: messenger RNA, 2635 nt
Organism: Hibiscus syriacus
Lineage: Eukaryota; Viridiplantae; Streptophyta; Magnoliopsida; Malvales; Malvaceae
Product: protein FRIGIDA-ESSENTIAL 1-like
Molecular function (GO): metal ion binding
Source: RefSeq, a predicted model, not a curated record
ACGGGUUAAUUAAUUUAUCAUCUUCGAAGCACGCGCGUGAAUAAGUAAGCGGGAAAGGGUCUUCUUCGUCCAGGUGAACGAUCGACGGCCAGAUGGCAAAACAAGAGUAAAGCUCACGCGCAGCUCAAGAAUUCGCAUCUCGACUUUCACCACCCCGGUCUCCUCCGUCGAUGUCCCUUUCAGCCUACAACGCCUCCCCACGCGCCGGGAGCGAUGAUGAAAGCCGCGCUGCCUCGACCGCCGAGCCUGAAAUUAACAGCUCUUCGAAUCGAAAUGAUGCUACUAUUGUUAUGGAGUCCAGUGAGCAUGAUGGACAAUUUGGGUCAGAUUCGUUUAAUACUCCUGCAAAUUGUGGAACAAGAAUAUCAUCUAAAACCCUUGAUGUAGGACAGGGUAGUGCUAAUAUUAAAUUUCUAGUCUUCCAAAUGAACUGUUGACAACUCAAAAGGAGGAUCUAUGCACAAAAUAUGAUGGUUCUAAGUAUUCAGUAUCUGGAAAACAGCCUGCAAAGGAAAAGGCAAUUCAAGAAUAUAUGGUUCUUGGAAAAGACACCCAAGCCAUUUUAGAAAGAAAAUCCCCUGAAGACUACCAUGAUCAGCAUACUAAAGAGCUUGCUGUCAAUGAGGUUAAUUCCAUUCCGGUCGGAAAUCACUCAGGUGAAGGAUUUCAGAGUGGUCUAGGUUUUGAGGAAAAAAGUAAGCAAAUGGAUGUGCAAACAGAGGAUGGCAAGAGGAAGAUAAAAUCAAGGUGGGUGGAGACCUAUAUGCCUUUUAUAACAUAAAAUGAAUCCAAGUUCCGAAUCAUGAAAAUUUUGCCUUCCAAAGAUUGUACAUCCAUUGAUUUACUAAUCAAUAGGUUUCACGGGUCUGCUGCUUCUCAGACUAGUGCUGGGAGUCUACCCCUGGCAUUAAUAGUAGAACAAACCCCUGCGCUUAUAUGUGACUUCUUUUCUAGAGGAUGGUGUAUCAAAGGGAGUUCAUGUAGAUUUCUUCACAUAAAAGAUGGGGAAAAUCCUGGACAACAGCCCGAGGAAGAUGUAAUUGUAGCAUAUGGGAAAAGAACCGUUGAGCUUGAUGAAGGUUUUAGAAAUGCUGCUGAAAGAUCAAAUUCUCCUUCUUCUAUUGAUACACGGCCUUCGUCAGUUGUGAAUAAGGCCGGAAUAUCUUCUCAGUUCUUUCCAGAAAGAAUCUUGCCAUUGGGGCAUGAUGAAAAUCAAAGAUUGCAUCAAAUUCAUGGAAUUAAUAAGUUCCCUUUGCUCCAGAGUAAGGAGAAAUCCAUGGACACUUCCCCUGCCUCUCAGCGGUUUUCUGCAUCUAUAAAUGGUUUGGGACCACCUAAGGAUGUAAGGGAAAAUGGUAUAGGUCAGAAUUUUCCUGAUGAUAAUUAUGCGAAGCCUGCUUCACUGGGUGAUAAAGGUACCUUCAGGAAUAGUUUUAUUCCUGAGAAUAUAUCAUCAUUAAGCGGCUCAGUUACGUCAUUGGGCAAUGCAUAUAAUGAGAAUCAAUCUCACCAUGUCUCGACAUGCCUAGCAUCACUGCCUUUAAAUUAUUCUUCAAGUGCAUGCUCUCUUGGUGCUCAAAAGAUGUUGGACAAUGACAGCGAGCGUUGUACAUCAAGGUUAGCUUGUUUGCUGCAAGUUGGUUCCCCCUUCCUAGCAUAUGGUGAUUCCACAUCAACAGGGCCAAUGAUCCCUGAACGUAAUGAUGAUAAAAGAACAGCAUCUUGUCAAAAUGGAUACCAUGAAAAUUGGGUCAACAAUAAUUGCUACCCUUCCGGAAAAGAUUCACUAGCAACUGUUGCAAAUGAUGGAACUUCUGCAGCUGAGAUGCAAAAUGGAACUCUGCUGAAAGAAGAGAUCUCCUCGGUUGCUUCUCGUGUCAAAAACAUUUCAAAGGGAAAUAAAAUUGAUACAGAUCAUGAUAGCAGACAUCGAAGAGGCGGGACUAGAUGCAAAAAAGGCUUAGAAGUAGACAGUUGUAGGGAAAAUAAGGAAAAUAAAAUUGAUACAGAUCAUGAUAGCAGACAUUUCAAAGCAACGAGGCAUUUUCAUGCUGCUCUUGUAGAUUCAAUUAAAGAACUGUUGAAACCAACUUGGCGUGAGGGUCAUCUCAGUAAAGAUGCUCAUAAUACUAUAGUCAGAAAAUUAGUUGACAAAGUUCUUGGUAGCAUACAACCUCGUCAGGUUCCAAUUACCUUCGAGUCAGUUAAGCAAUAUCUUUCUUCAGCCCAACCAAAAAUUGCAAGACUUGUUGAGGAGAGAGUCUUUGAUUCCAGAGGCACUAUUCUGUGCAAGUUCUAUAAAAUAAAUGCUCUGUUUCUUCUACCAAUCCCCUUCAUCCAACUAAAAUAGAUCCACAUCCCCAAAGUGUGAACAUUGCUUUUCUCUAUCAAUUAAGUGAACAAUUAUUUAGUAAUGUAUUUUUUUUAAUGUAAUUUAUUCAUAAUUUGACAUUAUUUUUUCUAUUUUGCAGGGAUAUAUCGAUAAAUACAGAAAAUCUUGAGAUGUUAGGUAGAGUGCUUAUGUAUCUUUUGCACAUUUUUAUUAAUGAAAGUCGUAUACAAUUUAAACCGAGUAUCAUGAAAUUCUGGAUUUUUCAUGAAAUGUUUUCGUAAAUAUUCGUUUUUGUUUUCUUUA